Anopheles funestus (African malaria mosquito) is the source of this 419-nucleotide messenger RNA. It is a transcript of the gene ksh, whose product is annotated as protein kish. Gene Ontology annotation, biological process: protein secretion; intracellular transport. The record is from RefSeq and is a predicted model, not a curated record. The transcript has 3 exons. Lineage: Eukaryota; Metazoa; Arthropoda; Insecta; Diptera; Culicidae. Bases 112 to 330 code for a protein of 72 amino acids.
UGUAUUGUCCACAAAACGUAAACACCAUCUACGUCAUUUGCCAAAACUCAAAAACCUACUGUAGCGGAUUUAUUUCAGCGGUGCGAUCCUUUUUGCUGUAGGAUUUGCAAAAUGAGUGCACUGUUCAACUUUCAAAGCCUGCUCUCGGUUCUGCUGUUACUGAUUUGCACCUGCACGUAUCUGCGUUCACUCUUUCCCAGUAUUGUGGACCGGAAUAAAAAAGGUAUGCUCGGUCUGUUCUGGAAGUUUGCACGUGUUGGUGAAAGGAAAUCUCCGUACGUUUCUCUUGCGUGUCUUGUGAUGGCUGUUUCGAUAUUAUUCUGGACGUAGUAUAUUAGAUAUCCUGGAUAUAAGUGUACACCUAAUGGAAAAAAUGAUGCAUUUUGAUGAAUAAAAGAUGAUUACAAUUUUACAGUGAA